Messenger RNA from Pisolithus orientalis, 306 nucleotides. RefSeq lists its product as uncharacterized. NCBI's taxonomy places the organism in Eukaryota, Fungi, Basidiomycota, Agaricomycetes, Boletales, Pisolithaceae. Bases 1 to 306 code for a protein of 101 amino acids. The record is from RefSeq and is a predicted model, not a curated record. The transcript has 3 exons.
AUGGUCGUAUCAUGGCAGGCGCAUGGCUUCAUUCAUGGUGUCAUCAAUACGGGCAAGCUAGCUAGUUUCCACGUUAUAGCAUGCUGUGGCUAUCUGAUCCCCCACAGAGUAUGCCCCCACCACAUAUGCGACCACUCCGACCAAGAAGGCCAGUAUACUUACAAUAGACUUAGUUUCCAUGGUAUAUUCAAAAAAAAAACUGGCAUUCUCCUUAUGGGAACACGGGAGCCGAAACGCCUAGACACGGGUAACGCGACGGAAGGAUGGCCCGCAUGGCUCGAUGUAUAUGCCGCUCGCAUCGAAUGA